UUUCUGCCAUUAAAAACUAACUCCCUAAAAUCAUACCAAGGUCACUGAUAAAUGGAGUUGUCAAUUUUUCAUAAUAUUUAAUUAAAUUUUUAAAGGUGUAGUGGUUUAGGGGCACUAUUUUUAUAAAAACAAUGGAAAAUAAGGUAUUAUGGUGAUGGACAACUUUUCAACAAUCAUGCUGGUCCAUGGUUAUUCGCACAAACUCUUUCGGAUCUCACUAAGAUAACCAUUUUUAACUUUAAAUACAUACCUAAAUACCCUUAGCUGGUGCCGGAGUACACCUAUUCCCCCUAAAUUCCAAAGAGUUAGGUAGAUUUAGCUAGAAAUAAACCACUAUACCCGCCUUCGCACACUUGGUCUAGGGCAGCAAUUAAAUUUCACCAUCUUCUACUCGCAUGACAGUUUAACACCUUCUAGGCUAUAUACUAUAUAUACUAAACCAAAGAAAAUAAUCGUACAUAUCGAGUGAUAAUGACUCUGACUAGACCGAAACUGACAGCAGACGCGAACAAGGAACGAAAACAUCAAUGCAAGGAAUGCUCGAAAAAGUUCCUCGGUUCCAACGAUUUGAAGAAACACCUCAGGAUACAUACUGGAGAGCGCCCGUAUGUUUGUAACGAGUGCCAGCAGGCUUUCAAGCAAGCCGGGUCUCUGAAGAGUCACAUAGCUUCAAAGCACGGCGGUUUAAACAAUUUUUUCGUUUGCGAAAUAUGCAAGAAAACCUUCGCCCUUAAAGACCGAUUGAAGCUUCAUUUAAGGACGCACACCGGCGAGAAACCCUAUGUUUGUCAGGUAUGUAAGAAGGAUUUUGCUAGAGGAGGGCAGCUAACCCAACACAUGAGGGUGCACGACGGCCAGAGACCCUACACUUGUGACGUGUGUGGCUCGGCUUUUACUUGCAGCACCAACCUGAAGCUGCAUCGAAACAGGCACUUCGAUUUGAAGCAGUGGACUUGCGACAUAUGCGGUAAGUCUUUUUUCAGGCGAGACGCCUUGAAGAAACACCUGGGAUGCUUCCACUCGAACAUCAAGGCUUUUACCUGCCCCAUCUGCAAAAAGGACUAUAAAGGUCAUCUCUCUCAACACCUUCGAACGCACACCAAAACCAAACCUCACGGCUGCGCACAUUGCGGUACUAGAUUCGCGCAGCGUUCUCAGCUGAUCGUACAUCAAAGAAUACACUCCGGUGAACGACCCUAUCGAUGCAAGGUCUGUUGGAAAGCCUUCGCGCACUCGACGGCGUUAAAACUACAUAUCAGACGUCACACAGGUGAGAAACCGUUCCUCUGCGUGGUGUGUAACACCGGGUUCAGUCAGCUACCUCAUCUGAAGAAGCACAUGCUCUGCAUCCACAAGAGCAAGAAGCCGUACAGCUGUUUGGCCUGCGCGGAGUUUUUUAGUUCGAAAAAAGAUCUCGAAGAGCACAAACUCGAAUGCAAAGACAAGCAGAUAAAGAAGGAGGAGGAGGAUCAGAUAGAAACUCCGAUGUCUUUGAGCAAGAUGCGCUUGUUGUUGGCGAUUCUCCUUAAGAAGAUCUCGACCAAAGACCGAUUGCAAAAGUUGGGCUUCAAUAAACGACUGAUUGACGACGUUCUGAUCGAUUCCAUAGAGGAAUCUGGCAGGAAGAGUUGUCAGGAUGAAAAGUUAAGUAUUGCGAUGCGACUAAAGGCGAAUAUCCAGAUUCUGCUAGAGUGGACCGUUCCGGAUAAGUAUAUGAAGAAGUUUCAGGACGAACAAAGGUCUAUGGAGGAGUUGUUGGAGGAACUAACGUCGUAAGGGUAGCGUUUUUUGUUUUGCGGAAUAGUACAAAAAUGUUUUAUAGGGCUGGCUGCAAUUUUAUUCUUGCCAUAUAUUGCUUGAUUGUUUGGGACGAGAGGACAAAAAAUAAGCAACAACCAAAGUUAUAAUUUAACUUUUGAAAAAAAUAAUUGUAUUCUAAUAAGUCAGCUAAUGAUAAUGUUGACCACACGAGCACAGAGAAGUUUUUAAUUCAUCUGAUCUAUGACAACAUAAACAGCAAUAUGUAUAUGUACAAAACUAUAUUGUUUAUAACAUAUUUAUUAUGUUGUUCGUAGUAUAUUAUGACCCAAUAUUAGAGAAAUUUUAAGUAAAUUUGUUUUGAAUAAACUAGGCCCUGUUGCUUAUUUUUUAUACCUAUAGAUAUUUUGAAAGUUUUCUUAUACCAAAAACAUUAAACCAAAUAGAUAUAUAAUAUGUAUAAUAACGUAAUAAUAUAGAUUAAGGUCGUUAGCAACUUGCCAUAUUUCGUGUUCUUAGCCAAAUUGUGUUAUGAAAACUGAAACAGAAUAUUAAAAUUAUAUAAAACCAAGUGAAUUUUAGCAUUACAUACGCAUAAUAAAUAUAAACAUAUUUAUAGAACUUCGUAGCGACAAAUAAAAUUAAUAAGUUUGGUUAAGAAAUUACGUCUCUAUCAUAAUUAGAAUAAUUAUACAGGGUGUUUCAAAAAACACGUGCCAUGUGGAAUCUCGUGGGGAGAUUCCUCACGUAAAAAUAAGAUUUAUUUUUCAUAUGAACAUAUGUAGGUCCGAUUCUGCUUUGU
Molecule: messenger RNA, 2560 nt
Organism: Sitophilus oryzae (rice weevil)
Lineage: Eukaryota; Metazoa; Arthropoda; Insecta; Coleoptera; Curculionidae
Product: gastrula zinc finger protein XlCGF57.1-like
Exons: 2
Coding region: 472-1776 (434 amino acids)
Biological process (GO): regulation of transcription by RNA polymerase II
Cellular component (GO): nucleus
Molecular function (GO): RNA polymerase II transcription regulatory region sequence-specific DNA binding; DNA-binding transcription factor activity, RNA polymerase II-specific
Source: RefSeq, a predicted model, not a curated record